GCUGACGUGGCAGAGGGUAGCAGAGAAGCGAUGCUAAUAAGGCAGAAAGAUGCGGAAUUUGUUGUCACGAUGGGAUGCAGGAGCAUCAGAAAAGACUUUGAUUUAGUGAUAGGCGGUGAAGCAGAAGCAGUCAUUCCCAGAUGGAUUCUUGGAUUUCACCACAGCAUCCUCAGCCAAGGGGAAGGAAUAUAACCCAGAAGGAAGGCCAGGGCAGGGGCCCAUGGAGGGAAGUCUUCCAUGGGCCUCCUCCUCAUUCCAGGCCCAACGAGAGGCUCUACCAUCAGUCCCAAGAUCCACGGGCAGGGCCUCCACCUUGGCCAGAAGCCCGAAUGGAGUACUACCACCCAACAUAUCAUCCACGACUCCAGAACUAUGGGAGACCAAACUCCAGGGCAGAAUAUUAUGAGAACAGUUAUCUCAACAGACCAUACUCAAGGCAAGGUUAUGAAGAUCUGUAUUGGAUCCCUGUGGAAGAUUAUUCCUACGGUAGUUAUCAGCGAUACCCCCAAGAGAUGCAGGGUGACAGAGAUCCAAGGCAGAGAAAUACUUAUGGUGAACAUACAGAUUACCAGAUUCAGAGUUACUACAGAGAUUACCCGCAGGAGGAAAGCAGUAGAAUUGUCUGGCAUGACAAUGCAACACCAAUUCGGUCUAAAAAGCAUGAGCCUUAUGAAGACAGGUAUGGCACAAAGGAAGAUGACUACUAUAAUUUAAGUUAUGGCCGUUCUUUGCAACAAGGAUGGAUUCCAAAUGAAAUGCAAGGGAGAGUCCUGGAGAAUCUUGGGGCUCCAGUACAUGAGACUCCAGCACUUGAAGAGCCAAGCCUCCUUCAACAGUACAAAGAAUCUGGCCUCAGCUCCAGCACUUAUGAGCUAAGCCAGUACAUCUAUGAUGCUUCCAGUCCAAAUGAAACAACUCUUUCCAAGGAUUGGAGUCCAGUUCAAACAGGAGAAGAUAUACAGGCACCUCAGAAGUUUCCCUCGCCCCAUGUACCUGUCUGCUUUGGAGCUGGAGGGCACCUGGUCCGAGGAUGUCCUAAUUACCCAGCAGAAGGGCAACCUGCCCUUGUUGAAAUACACAGCCUGGAAGUUAUUUUACAUGACACUGCUGAGCAGGAGGCUAUGCGAGACUUCCCAGGACCUCUGAUCAGGGAAGACUUGCACAAGGUAGAUGUGAUGACAUUUUGUCAACGCCAAGCAGCCAUGGGCCAUGACCUGGGAUCUAACCAGGGGCGAGAUGCCGCCUUGCUUUGGAAACUCCUUCUCCUUCUUUGCCGCCAGAAUGGGUCCAUGGUGGGGUCUGACAUAGCAGAACUACUAAUGCAAGACUGCCGGCACCGGGAGAAGUACAAAAGACAAGAGCCAGUAGCCAAUCUGAUCAAUCUGACGGAUGAGGAGUGGCCGGUACAAGUCUAUGGGACCCCAGAUCUUCUCACAGGGGAGAUAAUGCCAAGUGUUGGCACACAGAAGCAAAACGUGGAGAAGUUCACCAAACUCCUCUUCUAUGGGAGAAAAAAAGAAGCACUGGAUUGGGCCAUGAGGAACCAGCUUUGGGGUCACGCUCUCUUUCUAUCCAGCAAGAUGGACCUGAGGACCUAUAGCUGGGUCCUGACCGGGUUCACCAGCACUCUGGCCUCCAAUGACCCUCUGCAGACGCUUUUCCAGCUCAUGUCUGGAAGAAUCCCCCAGGCAUCUCUGAGCUGUGGGGAUGACAAAUGGGGAGACUGGAGGCCACACCUGGCUGUCAUCCUGUCCAAUCAGGUGGGAGAUGCUGAGCUGAAUCACAGAGCUGUUGUCACCAUGGGAGACACAUUGGCUGGGAAGGGGUUAACGGAGGCAGCUCACUUCUGCUACUUGAUGGGGAAUGUCCCUUUUGGUCAUUUUGGAGUUAAAACGCACCACCACAUGGUAUUGCUGGGCAGUAGCCAAAGGAAGGCUCAUAUACAAUUUGCUACAUUAACAGAUAUCCACAGGACGGAGGUCUUUGAAUACUGCCAGCUGCUGGGGCAUCCCAAAGCUUUCAUCCCCACUUUCCAGGUGUACAAACUGAUUUAUGCCACUCACCUCACAGACUAUGGCCUUACUGCCCAGGCCUUGCAUUAUUGUGAAGGGGCUGGGAUGGCAUUCCUUGCCCAGAACGGAAAUACCAACCCCGUCCUCCUAGAGCAAGUUAUCAAGUUGGCAGAGCGGCUGAAACUCUCAGACCCACGGCUACUGGAAAGGCCUGAAGAAGAUGUCUCUUUAGAACCAGAUUGGCUCUUACAGCUCCGAGCCCUACAUCAGCAGACCAAGGAGGAAGGAAAUCUUCCCGGUGCUACUUCCACCCAGACGGAGCUUGUAAGGAACAGUGGAUCAAUACCAGGUAUGGCUCCCCAUUCUGAGCAUGUACAGAAUCAAGGCUCUUUGGAGGAUCUAAGGCAACAAGCUUCUUAUCUCCCGCCACCUGUGCACUCGGCUCAGCACCAGCCUGGCUUGGACCAGAGAUUGCAUUUCCAUCCUGGAUCUGACCAUCCUGUAAAUACAUCUGUUGCCAAUAUGGAGAAUGACCUGCCUGAGAUGAGUCACAGUUCCUUUUCUUCUCCUGGAGGACUUCCCGAUGACCUCUCCUCACAUCAGCACCAGCUAUCAGGGGGUGCUCAGGAAUCUGGUGCCAUGUACCCCACCAGCAGUGAACAGAACUUAAUGGAAAAUCAGAACAUAUUCAAUACCCGGAUCCGGUCCAUUUCUGAGAGUUCAAGUAUAUCUAUGGUAGAGGAUACCUCAGAAGAUACAGUGGAGGAAACCAUUUCAGAGAAGCCAGAAGAGGAGGAUGCUGGGCUAGAGCAAGCAAAGGCUUCUGGUUUUGGCUGGUUCCGGUGGUUUCGAUCCAAGCCUAACAAGGAUACAGAACUUCCCAGGAAGGCACCAACCACUCCUUUGGACUUGGCUGCUCCAGUUGCCCAGGAGGAAACAACUCUGCCACCACCUUCUCUUCCUCCCAUGGGUGGGAUCAAGCCUCCGUCACUUCCUCCUCCUUCUCCUCAUCUACCUCAUGCUGUUGGUAACCCUUUUUCUCAAAGCUCUCUGGGUACUUCUAGAACCAAAGACACACUAGGUGUUGGAAACCAAGAAGGGACCAUGUUUCCAGGUGCUAGAACCCAGGACAUUUCCUCUGAACGUCAUCCUGGCCAUGAUGGUGGACCUUUACUCCCAAAGGAAGGAUCAGUUCCACUUUACAAUCCAUCUCAGGUCACCACGGCAGCCGUCUCUGGCUCUGGCCAUCCACGACGCAGUUUUCCGCGCCGCUACCCACAUUAUCCUCAAUGAUCAAAGAAACCUUCGGGCUAUUUCUACUCCUCCUGGCCACCGUCCUUUUGCCUGAGGUUAACAGACUGAAUGCAAUUAUGUACCAUGCUCUUCUUCCUCUUGACUGAUGACCCAGCUUCCUGCUCCCCAAGGGGUACCAACAAGAAUAUUUAUGAGGGAGAGACAUGCUGCCCCCCCUUGUUCUCUCCGUGCCUAUUAAAAUGUGGAAUACAAUUGUAAUCUUUCUCAUGUGUUCUGAAGACCUAAUGUUCUUGUUCAUCCUUGGCAUCAUGAUCAACAGAUUUUUAAAAAAAAUAAUAAAGGGAAGAUGA
Messenger RNA from Heteronotia binoei (common prickly gecko), 3616 nucleotides. It is a transcript of the gene SEC16B, whose product is annotated as SEC16 homolog B, endoplasmic reticulum export factor. Gene Ontology annotation, biological process: COPII vesicle coat assembly; Golgi organization; autophagy. The transcript has 27 exons. Bases 141 to 3305 code for a protein of 1054 amino acids. Gene Ontology annotation, cellular component: endoplasmic reticulum exit site; ER to Golgi transport vesicle membrane. The record is from RefSeq and is a predicted model, not a curated record. NCBI's taxonomy places the organism in Eukaryota, Metazoa, Chordata, Lepidosauria, Squamata, Gekkonidae.